AUGCAACUGUCUGCUGCUCAAGCUCCACGCAUUCGCUGCUUUAGGAGGCUGACCUGCGCCCCAAAGCACAUGAUCCUUCGACUUGCUGCUCGAUCUGGGGCACGCUGGGCAGCUGUCACCUCGACAGUUGCUCUCCAUCGCCCCGAUGCGCCUGCUCGAUGUGAUGGACUGCCUUUCAAGUUGCCAACGAGUGUAGAGGAGCUGGUCCCCUUUGGACAGACCGUCUCGGUUGGGGGCUUGAUGGGAGUGUGUUCCGGAUUUGCUCUCAAGAAGGUUGGAAAAUUGGCUGCUGGCCUUUUUGGUGGGCUUUUCUGCCUUCAGCAGGCUCUAGCUUAUCAAGGCUACGUCACAGUGAAUUGGUCGAAAGUUGAGAAAGACCUCACUGAAGUACUCGACGUGAACAAGGAUGGAAAACUUGAUGCGGGCGAUGUGAAUGAGGGUUACACAAAAGUGCUCAAGGUACUCCAAAGCAACACGGCUGGUUUGUCAGGUGGCUUUGCAGGUGGCUUUUUGCUUGGGGUUCGCUUGGGCUAA
Durusdinium trenchii is the source of this 534-nucleotide messenger RNA. The record is from the annotation of a GenBank genome assembly. NCBI's taxonomy places the organism in Eukaryota, Dinophyceae, Suessiales, Symbiodiniaceae.